CUUUACUUUGCCUGAAUAAUAAGUGGUAACCCAUUUUAUCCAGCUAACCCCAGAAAAAAGAAUUCUUCUCCCAAAUUCUCACAUUUUCUCCAUUCAAUAUCGGCGUUUUUCUUUCACGCGCUUCCAUCUUUUCAAUAAACCCCUGUUUAGCUUUUUUCCGCCAUUAAAAUUAACCAAUAAAAAAGCUCCAAACAGGGGGAAACACAACAAAAUUCAGAUCAAAAUCGAAGAGAAAAACAAAACAUAAAUCAAAUUCCUUCCUUUCAAAAAAAAAUAUAUAAAUUUGCUUUCUUUUUUUCUCAAAAUUCUUGAUUUUUUUUCAUUUUCUCUCUCCUCUUUUUAUGUUGUAAGUGAUGUACAGAUCUGGGACAGUAAUGGCGUGGAAUGUGUUCAGAUUUUGCACUGCUUUGCGGGGUUUAGGGUCGAUCAUGAUCUUGCUUGUUUUAGGUGUUGUGGGUGUUACGUAUUACGCCGUCGUUUUGACCAGUUAUGGACCUGCUUUAUUUGAUGGUGGUCUUGAUACUCUCACUUCUAUCGUCGUUUUGAUACCUUUUCAUGGUUUGUUAGCCAUGUUGUUGUGGAGUUAUUUUUCUGUUGUUUUUACUGAUCCGGGCGGUGUGCCCUCGAAUUGGAGGCCUAGUGUUGAUGAGGAGAGAGGUGAGAAUGAUCCAUUGACUGCGUCUGACUUCAGUGGAGUGCAAUCUGACCCAUCUCAUACGAAAGUUCGAGCUUGUCGGAAGUGCAAUCAGCUGAAACCUCCUCGUUGUCAUCAUUGCUCUGUUUGUGGGAGGUGUGUUCUAAAAAUGGAUCACCAUUGUGUAUGGGUUGUCAAUUGUGUUGGGGCAUUAAACUAUAAGUAUUUCCUUCUAUUCCUGUUCUACACAUUUUUGGAGACCACUGUUGUGACAAUUUCGCUGCUGCCACAAUUUAUAGCAUUCUUUAGUGAUGGAGAAAUACCUGGAUCACCAAGCAGUCUUGCAACGACUUUCCUUGCAUUUGUCUUGAAUUUGGCAUUUGCAUUGAGUGUUAUGGGAUUUCUCAUCAUGCAUAUAUCUCUAGUUGCAGCUAAUACCACUACUAUUGAGGCAUAUGAGAAGAAGACAAGCCCAAAGUGGCGUUAUGACCUUGGCAAGAAGAAAAACUUUCAGCAGGUAUUCGGAAUGGAUAGGCGGUAUUGGUUCAUCCCGGCAUAUUCAGAAGAAGAUAUACGAAGGAUGCCCGAACUUCAGGGUCUCGAAUACCCAUCAAAACCCGAUCUUGAUGCACAAGAGUUCUAACACGUGUUGGUUCCAUAUCUCUGACAUUCACAACUGUUCAUUACAAUCUUGGAUUCAGAGCUCUGAUAGAAAUGCUGCUUCUCUUAGUCUGAUCGAGCGAGUGGCAAUUUUUUUGGGUUCCGAGUCCGUCUGUUCUUUACUUGCUUCUAAAAUGUAAAAGCCAUCAAAGGAAAGAGAGAAUAUAAUGAACAUAGAAAAGAAGAGAGGAAAGACUGAUGUUUUUAUAGGGAGCAGGAAGAUGUAGGUUGUAGAGCAUUGGCGGAAUGGCGGGACUGCUUCUUACAUGUAUGUUUUUAAGUUAACAGUCUGAUCCUUGAUGGGAGUGUGGCGGGGGCUUUGUAAUACAGGAAUUGCUGAUGUUUAUAUUAUGGUAAGCCAAAAAAUUGAGGGGGAAUUUGCAUUAUUAGGUUUUGCUUCACUGCAACAUUGAUUCCUCUCAUGACUAAAUUUCCCACUUACCCUCAUAUUUUUGGGCCUUUCCAUCACAUGAUUCUUUUAUGUCAAUAUAUACUAGUGCUUAUUUUUGUA
This is a messenger RNA of Beta vulgaris subsp. vulgaris (sugar beet), 1805 nucleotides long. RefSeq names its product probable protein S-acyltransferase 14. Gene Ontology annotation, molecular function: protein-cysteine S-palmitoyltransferase activity. The coding region runs from base 354 to 1277 and encodes 307 amino acids. The transcript is spliced from 7 exons. The record is from RefSeq and is a predicted model, not a curated record. Gene Ontology annotation, biological process: peptidyl-L-cysteine S-palmitoylation; protein targeting to membrane. Gene Ontology annotation, cellular component: Golgi apparatus; endoplasmic reticulum. NCBI's taxonomy places the organism in Eukaryota, Viridiplantae, Streptophyta, Magnoliopsida, Caryophyllales, Amaranthaceae.